Molecule: messenger RNA, 1275 nt
Organism: Zophobas morio
Lineage: Eukaryota; Metazoa; Arthropoda; Insecta; Coleoptera; Tenebrionidae
Product: mevalonate kinase-like
Exons: 13
Coding region: 32-1255 (407 amino acids)
Biological process (GO): cholesterol biosynthetic process; isopentenyl diphosphate biosynthetic process, mevalonate pathway; isoprenoid biosynthetic process
Cellular component (GO): cytoplasm; cytosol
Molecular function (GO): mevalonate kinase activity; ATP binding
Source: RefSeq, a predicted model, not a curated record
CUCAGGGCGCAGUAUGAGUUCUUGAAACUACAUGAUGAUGUCACUGGCUCGUCCGGUUAGAACCUCGGCGCCGGGCAAAGUCAUUUUACACGGAGAGCAUUCAGUUGUUUACGGAAAAAUUGCUUUCUCCGCAAGCUUAAAUCUCCGCACUAGCGUUAGUUUUCACCCUGAAUGCGUGUCCAAGAAGCCUGGCUUGCUAGUGUUUAAAUACACUGACAAGAACUUAAAGUCAGAUUGGUCCUUGAGCUUAAGUACGCAAAAGCUUCUUUCCCUCCUACAAAGGGAAAAAGAUUUGAAAUUUUCUAUGUUGGAGGAUAAACAAAAGGCUCCACACUUUGUAAAUAAAGAUCUGGUUCACUUUAUAACUAAUUUUUUGGAAGAAUAUACCUCGGAUAACACAAAAUUGAAACCCCUGCUUGUAUUUUUAUAUGUCUAUUUGCUUCUUUUUCUUUCCCACGAUAGACUCAGUUUAAUAGGUUCGGUUGUCUCUGUGAGUUCGGAAAUACCAUUGGGUGCCGGUCUUGGAUCUUCAGCCGCUUACUGCGUUGCGCUUAGUUCAUGCCUCCUUUCUUCAAUAUCUAUCAUCUCGUGUCCGCCGGCUACAGGAGGUCAACGCUUUUACCGUUGGCCUCAAACUGACCUAAAUAUUAUCAACAAAUGGGCUUUCCUUUUAGAAGCACUAAUCCACGGGGUACCCUCGGGAAUUGAUAAUACCGUUUCUUGUUUUGGCGGCUGUAUAAAGUACUGUCGAGACUCGAGUAUAACUUUAAAUAUAUUAGAACGAUGUCGUAUACUGCUGGUCAAUACACUCGUCUCCAAAGAUACCAAAGUUCUUGUGGAAAAAGUGCGCCAGCGAAAGGAAGAGUUUCCCGACCUGAUUCAAUCGAUUAUGGCCUCAAUAAACGAAAUUUGUGUUCAAUUUGAAAAGCUUUGGUUCGCUUUGAGUCAAACUAGUGAAAGGGCAAAGAGGGACUCGCUUUAUUCUAAAUUAGAAACUUUGAUCGAUGUGAAUCAGAAUUUAUUAAACGCUCUCGGGGUAGGUCAUCCCUGUUUAGACAAAGUGUGCCACUUAAGUUUGAAGUACGGCUUGCACGCAAAGUUAACAGGAUCUGGAGGAGGCGGUUGCGCUUGGAUACUCUUAACUGAAGGCACCCCGCAGAAAGUUGUCGACAAUCUAACGCGAGAUCUUCAGAAUGAAGGAUUUGUUAGCUGGGAAACAAGCAUUGGGGAACUCGGCGUUUACCAAGAAUUAUAAUAAAGAGAUCAGUUUGCAUC